This is a messenger RNA of Nannospalax galili (Upper Galilee mountains blind mole rat), 2945 nucleotides long. It is a transcript of the gene Cdh13, whose product is annotated as cadherin 13. Gene Ontology annotation, molecular function: calcium ion binding; cadherin binding. The record is from RefSeq and is a predicted model, not a curated record. NCBI's taxonomy places the organism in Eukaryota, Metazoa, Chordata, Mammalia, Rodentia, Spalacidae. Gene Ontology annotation, cellular component: plasma membrane; catenin complex; adherens junction. Gene Ontology annotation, biological process: multicellular organism development; cell-cell junction assembly; sprouting angiogenesis.
CCCACAGGGACCACGGUGAUGCGGAUGACAGCAUUUGAUGCGGAUGACCCGGCCACUGACAACGCCCUUCUGCGAUAUAACAUCCGUCAGCAGACACCCGACAAGCCGUCACCCAACAUGUUCUACAUCGAUCCCGAGAAAGGCGACAUUGUCACUGUCGUGUCACCUGCACUGCUGGACCGGGAGACUCUGGAAAAUCCCAAGUAUGAACUGAUCAUCGAGGCUCAAGAUAUGGCUGGACUGGAUGUCGGACUGACAGGCACAGCCACUGCCACCAUCGUGAUUGAUGACAAAAACGAUCACUCCCCAAAAUUCACCAGGAAAGAGUUUCAAGCCACCGUGGAGGAAGGAGCUGUGGGCGUCAUUGUCAAUUUGACAGUGGAAGACAAAGAUGAUCCCACGACAGGCGCCUGGAAGGCCGCCUACACCAUCAUUAAUGGAAACCCUGGGCAGAGCUUCGAAAUCCACACCAACCCACAGACUAACGAGGGCAUGCUCUCCGUGGUCAAGCCCCUGGACUAUGAGAUCUCUGCCUUUCACACUCUGCUGAUCAAAGUGGAAAAUGAGGACCCGCUGGUGCCCGAUGUCUCCUACGGCCCCAGCUCCACGGCGACUGUCCACAUCACCGUCCUGGAUGUCAAUGAAGGCCCAGUCUUCUACCCAGACCCCAUGAUGGUGACUAAGCAGGAGAACAUCUCUGUGGGCAGCGUGCUGCUGACAGUAAACGCUACAGACCCUGACUCCCUGCAACAUCAAACCAUCAGAUACUCUAUUUACAAGGACCCAGCAGGAUGGCUCAAUAUUAACCCCAUCAAUGGGACUGUCGACACCACAGCCAUACUGGACCGAGAGUCCCCAUUCGUCCACGACAGUGUGUACACCGCCCUCUUCCUGGCCAUCGACAGCGGCAACCCUCCCGCCACGGGCACCGGGACUUUGCUGAUAACCCUAGAAGACGUGAACGAUAAUGCUCCCUUCAUCUACCCCACCGUGGCCGAGGUCUGCGACGAUGCCAAAAACCUCAGCGUGGUCAUUUUGGGCGCUUCGGACAAGGACCUUUACCCCAAUACAGACCCUUUCAAGUUUGAAAUUCACAAACAAACCGUCCCUGACAAAGUCUGGAAGAUCUCCAAGAUCAACAACACCCACGCCCUGGUGAGCCUUCUUCAGAAUCUGAACAAAGCCAACUACAACCUGCCCAUCAUGGUGACAGAUUCAGGGAAACCGCCCAUGACGAACGUCACAGACCUCAGGGUGCAGGUGUGCUCCUGCAAGAACUCCAAAGUGGAUUGCAACUCGGCGGGGAGCCUGCACCUCAGCCUGACCUCGCUCCUGCUCCUCUCGCUCCUCAGCAUAGCGGGUCUGUGAGAACUCCUGACAUCUGAAGCUUGACUCCCAAGUUUCCAUAGCAACAGGAAAAAGAAGAAAAAAUUGAAUAUCCAAAUCUGAAGAUUGCCACUUACAGCUCUCGAACUUCACACCCAGGCCUCAAUGUUCCAGAUCCUCCUUUUGUUUGGGAUUUCGUUUGCUUUAUACUUCAGCAUUUUGACAGCAUCUUCUCCCCUCCUUUAAUUGAUGGAACCCUCUGAAUUUCCCCUGAGUGUUUAAAGAUCAUGCCAUGUAACUUGACCUUCCAGGAGCAGGAACAGUGACUACUUUGUCUGAUGUGUUGACACGUUGCUAGCCACUGCUCCACACACGCAACUGUGCGGUGGGUUCGUAUCUGUAUAUGUAUGAGUAUCUGUCUGUGUAUAUACAUGGUAUUUAUAUAGGAGACUACAGGAGCAGCCUGCUUUGGAGAUGGUCAGACAGCGGGUAGACGCUCAGACAGCUGAACCCUCCAGAACCUUAGCAAAACGCACAGCCCAAGGUCAGGCCACCAAGCCAUCACUUGUGCGCAAAGCUGGAAUUCCACCAACCUGUUCAGUCUAAACUCUGAAUGCUGAAGGACCAGCCAGGCAGGUCCAGAGAGAGGGAGGGAUGAAGGGGAGGGGAGGAAGAAGAGAAAGGAAGUCCUCUCUCCUUAGUAGGGGAACUGCCACUACUUCCCACUGCCACCAAACGCCAUGACCCUGACUCCCAGGUGGGGAGAUACAAGGAAUCUUGCCAUGCAAUGCUAAGAAAGGGCUGAACUUUUCUCCCAUAGGCAAGAAUCUGUGUUUGUAUGUCCCCCAAAUCCACAGCCCCACAGUCCUCAUGGUGACAUGGAUCAUGGUGGGGAACUUCCCCUUUCUUGGCAUACGUACAUUUGCAGAUGUCAUCAUGACGUACCUAUGAAGAGACCAACAGGUACCAUCGUGUAUGCACAUAUAUACCCACACGUAUAGACACGCAUUACGCAUAUACACACUGUUUGUUUCAUAUAUACAGACAUAAAUUAGCGUAAACCCAGGUAGUUUUACAAGUACCCUUCUGUGUGACUCAACUACCGUUGUCUGCAAACCUGAAAAUAAAGAAUUGUUCAUUACAGUAUGAAAAGUCAUUGAUUUUUCUCCUGUGAGCAUGUCAGGCCAGAGGAAAAUUAGUGCUUGUACCAAGAUUGUCUUCGUGCUGAUAAACCAUACAUGAACUGUCAAAGCUCACGCCAAAUUUUUUUCUAUCAAAUAAAACUUGUGAGAGCCUGUGGCUUUUAUUAGAGCUCACCACAAGCUAGGGUAAGGUAAGUGUCUUAGUCUAUUUUAAUGCCAUUGCUUACUAAGGUUUUAACCACACACACACACACACACACACACACUCACACACACACGCUUUCUUAUGCAAUCUAUGUUGGCCCUGUGCUUUUGAGUUUGCCUUCUGUGGGCGGUAGAAGUCAUGUUGUCUUUGUUGUAGUAAAGAUUAUGCAGGUAGAGUUCCAUAACUGUAUUUGUUUCAAUAGUCAAUCUUUUUGGAACAUAUAGUAUGCAUAGUUUUUUUCCAUUAAAAUAAAUGGGUAUUGGUGGUUAAAA